This is a messenger RNA of Haliotis rubra (blacklip abalone), 1373 nucleotides long. RefSeq lists its product as uncharacterized. The transcript is spliced from 2 exons. Bases 777 to 1217 code for a protein of 146 amino acids. Lineage: Eukaryota; Metazoa; Mollusca; Gastropoda; Lepetellida; Haliotidae. The record is from RefSeq and is a predicted model, not a curated record.
UCGAAGUUUUUAAUUUAAUAUUGUAAUCUAAAUACGUAUUCUUUUAAAAAUAAAUUAUAUGAUAGCUUCCAGAGGGGUAGUAAGUAGUUAGCAUUACUGAGAGAAAUGCGUUAUUUAUGUUUUGAGAAGUGUGGUGUGAAAUAGUGCCUUUAACUACAAGUAGUUGAAUAACCGUGUAAAGAAUUGUUAGAUCAGGAAUUGUCCGAGUUGCUUCGUGGCACUUUGUUUCUAUUCCCUGGAUGCACCAGUCUAACAUGUUAGCUUUGUCAUGGUGUCCCACGUGGACGACUGGCCCGUGUCAAGUGAUGAUCAUUGUCCGCUGUCAUAGGGUCAUGACUGCGGCGCAAAACAACAAAAACAGGUGCGAUAAAUCACAUAUUACCUGUAUCUUACCUGUCGGCAUGUGUUUCAGCUAUUGAUGUCGGCUAGGCAGGUAGAGCCAGUGAAUGACUAUAACGUUUGUCUGUUGUAAUGUUACACAAAGAGAAAGCUGGCACUGUGGACGUUUGUACGGUGUAUUGACUGCAUGCCAUUCAAUCGACGUAUUCAGCCAGUAGAGGUAACCCAGGCGCAGAGAGGGAUCCCUCAAACGUUUUACUGCCUGGAAGAUACGAAGAGGCACGGCGAUCAUUUCUAGUUUGUCAGCUGCUGCGAGUGAAAACGAUUUUCAGAUAUCGCCGUUUCGGCUAUCCUCCACGCCGCUUAAACACCCGAAAAGAGCUGUAGUAGUGAGCACGUGUCUACAGGGGUGACAUGAAUUAGGCAGCCACCGAGGGAUGAGCGGCUACACGUACACGCCAAACGUGACUGGGCGCCCACCGAUAGAGGGCGUUUGUUUCGGUUGUCAAAAUGACGGAGGGGGUAAAAUGUGGACGGUGGUGGCCCACACCCAACAUGGAGCAAUCGGGGGGAAGGCCAAUAGGUCGGGACACUGCUGGUUUUCGCUCAACGGUCGGGAACACAGGACCAACGACUUCUCCUGGCUGACGGCGCCGGAGGGUCGGAUCGUGCCAGUGCGGAACCGUGGCAUCGGGCCACCUAGGAGAGCCGUCGUGCUGGGGAGGCAGGGGUAUGAUGCUGCCGUUCACUACGCCGCUGUUGCAAACUCCGACUUCGGACUGAUUCCGGGACGGGCUAAUGGAAACACGUGUUGGUUUGGACAUGGCGGGAAAGAGUAUGUGACCCCGGACUUUCUAUGGCUGGCUGUGUUCGUGUGACAUGUUCUUUGUCCGAAAACGGAACGUGUUACUAAAACUGGAUUUUAUUCGUUUAAAUAUGAAAAACGCAUUUCAUGAGUGGGAAAGGAUUUUCGGUAUGCCAAAAUUUGUGUACACAUAUGUAAAUAAAAAAUAGCAUACGGUAUGAAGACAGAA